UUCGUUUGUCACAACCAUUGUUUCUUCACAUAAAACAAUGGCUACUUUUUUUUACAGACAAAAGCAUUCUAGGCGGCGGUUAGCUGCGCUGAAUUUUCUGUCAAAUAUAUCACUUGAUGGUUCUGUUGAAGAUUCAAAAUUUGCCCCCUCUUCAAAACUUACCCUGCAAAGUGAUUCACUUGAAAAUGAAGGGAACACUAAAAAAGUAUCUAAAAAAUCUAGCCAAGCUAGUUUAUCCUUUAAUGACCACCAGAAGACUGAAUUAUUGUGUACAGUUAUGGUACAAGGAAAUGUCUGUAACAAUCAAACAACAAAUGCUGAUGUGAAACACAGUGCAUCAGUGAUGAAGGAAGAAAAAACUCAAAUGGAUGAAAAUGCUUUGAUAAAGAUGGAAAAUUCAGCAGUUUCUAUCAGAGAUAGAUCACCAACGGGAAACAGUAUGUUCAAGGCUCAAAAAGGAGCAACUUCAUCAAAUGCUAAUAUUUGUCAUGCAUCCAGCAUUCCUGGAACAACUUCAUUAGUACCACACUCUGAAAAGGCUUCAGUUGAUUUUUUUGAGUUUCCUACAGCAAGCUAUCUUUUUCCUAAUUCUACACGUAGCAGAAAGAUCUCUAGCAACACUUCAGAGAGUUCAUACUCACCAACAGGAUCAGGUGCAAAGGAGAAAGAAGUAAGGUUCUUAACAUCAGCUUAUGACUGGUCAAACCAAAUGACUGAUCAGAGACUAGUUCUGGUUACAUGCAAUUGCUCGCCAGUUGUUCUUUUUUCAACUUUACCGUUUUCGCGUAUCAGCAAGCUCUCGAGAGGAGAGUUUCGAAGUGAUAGUGGACGUCGCCGACAUCCGUCUUCAAGUACGCGGCCAGUAUCGUCAACAGAUUACCCAGAUCUGUACCAUUUACUUGGUUUGGCUAAACCGGGGGACGGACAAGUAGUAUCAUAUUGUCAGAUGUUGGUACCGUCGGGGAACGCUGGUCGUGAACUUAUUACCCCUCGAAGACUUCAUAUCUCAGAAGUUAAUCACUAUGAAAAUGACCGUGCAAGUAAAGUCUCAACUAUAUUCCGAUCUCAUGAUCGCCCACAUCACAUCCGGCCAUCCUCACCACUUCAAAUAGUGGAAAACAUGAAGAUUGACAAUGAAGAAUUGGGUCCUCAGACGUUUUCAAAUCUUGGGCAUUUCGGAUAUCAUCCCAGUCUUUUGGAUGACCCCGAAUUAAUCGCCGGUAAACAUAGUACAAGAAUAGCACUACUCACCUUUUCGUCAUACAUGACAUCGGUUAUCGAUUACGUAAAACCAUCUGAUCUUAAAAAAGAACUGAACGACAAAUUUCGCGAAAAAUUUCCUCAUAUUCAUCUAACUUUGAGUAAAAUUAGAAGCCUUAAACGAGAAAUGCGAAAAGUGGCAAAACAGGAUAGUGGAACAGGAACUGAUCUUCUUACAGUUGCCCAAUCAUAUGUGUUUUUUGAAAAACUUAUUUUACGUGGACUUGUGCAUAAGGGAAAUCGCAAGCUGUGUGCUGGUGCUACGCUUCUAUUGUCGGCAAAAAUGAAUGAUGUGAAAGGAGAUUCACUAAAAACACUUAUUGAGGAAAUUCAGAACAACUUUCGCAUCAGCAGGCGAGAAUUGUUUGCAUCAGAAUUCGCAGUACUUGUUGCUCUGGAGUUCAGCUUACACUCACCAACUUGGGAAAUUUUUUCACAUUAUCAGCGGCUUUUAUAUGACUCGUAAUUUAAACACCUGAAAUUACUUCUAACGACAAAAGUUUUUCCUUCUGUAACCCUUAGGAUUUUAAAAUCUUGAGUGUGCAACAGGCAAAAUUUCUGGUGUGAAUAGUAUGAUCUCAUUACAGCUGGGCAAGCGCAAUGCGGCCCUGCCGCUAUAAAAUCAUUGAUCGUUUUGCUAUCCAACACAUGUAUCAUACAAUUUACGUUAUAACUUAAAUGUAACUACCUACUUUUCUAACUGUAGUCUUAUUUCAACCAGUAUGAAAUGGUAUUCUCAAAUAGAAGGUGGCAACUCCAGAA
Messenger RNA from Daphnia carinata, 2022 nucleotides. Its product is annotated as CDK5 and ABL1 enzyme substrate 2-like. The coding region runs from base 38 to 1726 and encodes 562 amino acids. NCBI's taxonomy places the organism in Eukaryota, Metazoa, Arthropoda, Branchiopoda, Diplostraca, Daphniidae. The transcript is spliced from 10 exons. Gene Ontology annotation, biological process: regulation of cell cycle. The record is from RefSeq and is a predicted model, not a curated record.